CAAAAGUGUAUCAACAAGAAGGGGUUCACAUUUACAGUCAACGGUUUCAUUGCGUUCGGUGUGCGGAUUUUCAUCUACUUUAUACUGGUGCACUAGUAGAGUUGAGCGCGGACGAUAAAGAACGUAUCGUCACGGUGCAUCACCACCAUUGGAAAUAUUUUAUUAAAAAAAAAUACAAAAUUGGAAAAUUCACCACUAAUAGUAGUAAAAUUUAUUUCGCCCUAAAUUUAAAAGAAUAAAUAAAAAAAGAAAAGCCUAAAAGAAAGUUUACUUGAAAAUAUUGAAGAAAAAACGUUUUAAUGGAGAAUCCAGUAAAACUUAAUUCAAUACACCGCUAAAUUGGCGAAAAAGGACGGCAACUACGUUAAUACAAAGCAUAUAAUCAGUUUUUGUUUUUUUUUUAUUAAAACAAGACAUUGUGUGUGCAAAUUUAAAAUUUCUAUAUACAACCCAAAAGACUGUGUGCUGAAAUUUUGAAACAAAGGAAAAUUUUCCUUUUGUGUGGACAACCUCAAGCAGUGCUCUUUCACCGUAAAUCCAUCAAAUAUCACUGGAUUAACUAACUUUGCAGCAGUUUCUUUUUUCGCUGGAUCUUUUUUUUUGUUGGUGUUUUGUGUCACUGUUAAAAGGAAAUAUCCCAAACGUCUAAAAAAUAUCUUGUGGUGCGUCGAGACGAAAUUUUUUUUUGGACACUCACUCACAAAUUCAACGACAAAGAACAAUCUUAUUCUGGAUUUUUUUUGUUACGGUCUAUUCUAAAAUCUAUAUUUGUCGUAGAGAAAUUCGACAACAAUUGAACUACUGUGUGUGACAAAAUUAUCCAUUUAUAGUUUGUCGAAGUGAAACUAAAUUAGUAGAACAAGAGGAACUUUAAGUGCCGUCUGGAACAUUUAAGAAAAAAAAGAACAAAAUUAUUCUGAACAUUUUUGAAGAAAUAAUCUAAUCUAAUUGACUUUUGAAGACAAGACUAGCUUUAAUUUUGAAUGUUUGUUUUCUUUUAAUCAACUGAAUACAGUUAGUCAUUAUUAUUAUUUUUUUUUAAUAUAAAUACAUCUACCAAGUGUGUGUUGUUUAAUUGUACAAUUUUGUAUACUCGCCCAAAAAAAAAACAGUUUUUUUUAUACACAACUAUUAUUUUUUGAAAUAUUGAUACAACUUUUGUUACAAAACAACUCAAAACGUUGAUGUACAUUUUGUUUUUUAAUUUAAAUGCUGUUUUUUGUGUUAACCUUUCACCAUCAAUCGAAUCAAAGUGGAGAAGAUCACAUUUGUCUCCACGAGCAGUAGAUGAAUGGCAAAGAGCGAUCCAUUGAUGUAUAGAAUUAAUUAAGCUGGCAGAAAAUGUGCAUACGUGUUAUAUAAAAUCACUAUACACAAGCAACUAGGAGAAUUAAAAUAAACGUGAUUCUAUUUUAAAUAAAGAGAUUGAGAGAUAAAUGCAAAAAAGAUCUAAUACCAAGACCAUUGAGAAGGAAACUAAACGAUCACAGAUAAGUGCGAAAGUGAACAAUUGAUUCUAAGAAAUUUAAUUGCACAAAAUUGCAUUAAAAAGAGAUUUUAUUAAAAAAAUAACUAAAUAAAUGCUAUAAAUGAAAAGUGAUUAAAGUAAAGACGGAACUGGCCUCUAGAAUAACAAAAGGAGAUUGAACAUAAAAAAAUAAUAAUUUCAUCAAUAUCAAAAAGUGAUAGAGAUUUAUGUUUAUUUUUGCUAUCCAAUCAAAAUCCAAUAAAACGUAUUCUCAACUAUUCCGAAGGGGGAAGUUAUGAUGAGCUCAACAAAAGUGGAUAAUUCUAUAGGAUUAUCGCAAACAAGGAGCAAUUUGUGGAAAUCACAAGUGAUCGAACAAAAUGAUCUGUAAUAGAGUGUGUGAGUGUAUUUGGAAACGAAGCAAUAACUAAACUAAAGCCUAUAUAUCUGGAAAUUUUUGGAUUUUCCAAGAGACAUUUUGUUGUGUACAUCAUCAUCUAUACCAAUUUUUUUCUGGUGUAGUUUGCAAAAAGCAAAGAGAACAAAAAAAAACAAGAACGAAGACUCUAAAAGACAUUUCAAUACUUGAUCUCUCAAGUAAAGAAGUGAUCAUUGUUGUACUCAGUUUGUCCUACAAACACGUAAAAAUACAUACAUAUACGAAAAGGUGAACAGUUUUUAACAUCCGGUAUUAUACUUCAUUUGCACAUCCAGACACCGGCGGCGACCUUUCACAGUGCUUUUUUUUUGUGCAACCCAAAGAAAAAGCACCUUUAAGCCGACUAUCUAUAGUCGGAGCAUAUUAAUUAUUCAAUCAACUGAUCCCCAGGGAUAAAAGAUUGCAUCCAACAAUAUUCAGCUAAAAAUGGCAGAGGGAAACGGUGAAGUAGUCGAUGAUAUACCAGGAACGAAGUCAGAAGAUCGAGGAGAUGGUGAACGAACUGAGGAUUACUCAAAACUUUUGGAAUAUGGACUUGACAAAAGAGUUGCCAGUAAGCUAGAUGAUAUUUACAAAACUGGCAAACUGGCGCACGUGGAGCUGGACGAAAGGGCUCUCGAUGCGCUUAAAGAAUUUCCGGUUGAUGGUGCCUUGAAUGUUCUGAGUCAGUUCCUAGAAUCAAAUCUGGAACAUGUGUCCAACAAAUCGGCCUAUUUGUGUGGUGUUAUGAAAACAUACAGACAAAAGAGCAGAGCAAGCCAACAAGGUGUACCUGCGCCAACAACAACAGUGCAAGCAAAAGGACCCGAUGAGGAGAAAAUCAAACAAAUUCUUGAACGCACAGGAUAUACAUUAGAUGUAACGACAGGACAGAGAAAAUACGGAGGACCUCCACCAAAUUGGGAUGGUCCAACACCAGGCAAUGGAUGUGAAGUAUUUUGUGGAAAAAUUCCCAAGGAUAUGUAUGAAGAUGAGUUGAUACCGCUGUUUGAGAAGUGUGGUCCAAUCUGGGAUCUACGGCUUAUGAUGGACCCAAUGACCGGCACAAAUCGUGGUUAUGCGUUUGUCACAUUCACGACACGCGAUUCAGCACAAAAUGCCGUCAAAGAGCUCGAUAACUACGAAAUAAAAUCUGGCAAGUGUUUGAAAAUUAACAUAAGCGUACCGAAUCUACGCCUAUUUGUAGGCAACAUACCAAAAUCGAAAGGCAAAGAGGAGAUAUUAGAGGAAUUUGGUAAAUUGACAGCGGGACUUGUUGAAGUCAUAAUUUAUAGUUCGCCAGAUGAUAAGAAAAAGAAUCGGGGCUUUUGCUUUCUCGAAUACGAAUCACACAAAGCGGCCUCGUUAGCAAAACGAAGACUCGGCACAGGAAGGAUUAAGGUGUGGGGUUGCGAUAUUAUUGUCGACUGGGCCGAUCCACAGGAGGAACCUGAUGAGCAAACCAUGAGCAAAGUGAAGGUUCUCUAUGUGCGCAAUCUUACACAGGAUAUUAGUGAAGAAAAGCUCAAGGAGCAAUUUGAGCAAUUUGGAAAGGUGGAACGAGUAAAAAAGAUUAAGGAUUACGCUUUCGUCCAUUUCGAAGAUCGAGAUAAUGCAGUCCUAGCAAUGCGUGAUUUAGAUGGAAAAGAACUUGGAGGCUCUAAUAUCGAAGUCUCUUUGGCGAAACCACCGUCGGACAAGAAGAAGAAGGAGGAGAUUCUGAGGGCGCGUGAACGUCGAAUGUUGCAAAUGAUGCAGGGACGAGUUGGAAUCACAGGUGAUGAAGACUUCAGAAUGUCACCUUCCCAUCCCAGUAUGAUGGCUGGAAUGCCACCAAUGAGAGGUGUAUCCAGUUGUCCAAGAAUCCCAUUGAGAGGUCCAAUGGGACGUGGUGAUUACGAUUAUGAUUACGACUUUUAUGGGUAUUCGGAUUAUCGCGGGGGAUACAGUGAGCCAUAUUACGAUGAUUAUUACCGCUCUUACGAUGGGGAUUACUACUAUGAUUAUUCCCCAAGUGGUGUGGCACCCGCUGCAGGCGGACCACCGAGAACAUCCAGAUCAGAUUCGGGGGGUGGUCAUGGGCGUGGAAUCACGGCGCGUGGCCGAGCCGCUGGGCUCCGUGGCAACACCAAUCGUCAGGGGGCCCCUCCGGUUCAACGGGGGGCCACCGUGGGGGCUCAGGCAACAGCCGGGGGGGUCCGUGGGGCGGGUCAAACUCGUCUCAACGCUCGUGGCACCCAGCGCGGCAAGCCGCAACAAAAUUUACCAGGUGAGGAGGACGCAGUCGGUAAACGCAAAUUUGACGGUGGUCACCAGAAUCAGGGAGAUCCGAAACGACGCUAUGGAAGUGGAAUAGGAAAUGGUGGUCCUGGAAAUGGUGGUAACUGGGGCAGUCAGCCACUGCCUCAACAACCUUUAGGCGCCAAUGGUGAACAAUGGUAUACUGACACUUAUCCGAGUUGGAGUUAAAACGGAAGUUGUGACAAGGUGAAUUAUGAUUAAUGCAGAUGAAGGCGAUUUAUUAAUGCUGCAUUAGAGGACAGAUUCAAACAUUAUUGCGAUAAAAUAUUAAUUGUAAAAACAAACAAAAAAGAAAACCAGAGAUGUUAAGAAGGAUUUACAAUGGACACAUACUAAAUUCUAAUAUUUGUAGAUUUUGACAUUAAAUUAUAUAUCAAAUUGAUUAUAGAGGAAAAAAACACCCUUAUCGUAUUGUAGAGGGAGUCAAGUGAAAUACACUUUUAACUUAUUAGGCAUUGUUCCAAAAAGAAAAUCUUCAAAGAGGAAAAAAAAAAUAUUAAUAAAAGAUUAAAAAAAAUAAACAUUUUCUAGAAGAGAGUGCAUGAUAAAAAAUUUUUUUCUAGGAAUUUUAAAUUAAAAUUCUCUAUUGAAAAAACGUGUAUUCGUGACUGAAAGUUUUGAGAUUAACUAUAUACAUAUUUGAUAGUGUUGGAGGUAAUCAGAAAAAAAAUGAAGAAAUUUAUGCUUGAAAUUUCGGGAAAAGACGAGAAAAAUUCGACCAAAUGUGGUAAAUUCAUUAUUGACGCUCUUAUGGUAGUAGUGAAAACAGAAAUUAUUUAAACAAAAAAAAAGAGGUAAAUUUUAUUUAUUUUUGGUGUAAAAAUUCUCUUGAGUAAUAUUUUUUAAAAAUCUUGCUUAUAAGGUAAUAAAUACAAUAGAGGAUUCUGAGGGAAUCUAUAAAGAGAUCCAAUUCAAGAAAUUUUGUAGUCAAUGGCUUUGAGCGUUGUUUAUUAGCAUCUCGGUCUGGAAUAUCAGAAUCAUCUGAAAGAUUUUGCGAUAUCAUUAAAUAUCAAAAGAAAAAAUUCAUGGGGUUUUUUUGGGAUGUUUUUUUUUAAAAAACAACAAAAAUGUGACAAAUUAUUCAAAAGAACAAAAUUUACACAAAAAAUCGAAUUUAGUAUUUAAAAAAAGUGAAAAUAAUUAUUAAAAGCUAGGAACUAUUGGCGUAUUAAUUUGAAAAUGGGAAGAUAGUAAAAGAGAAACUGGAGGGAAUUGUAAUCUUAAGUGUAACUUUGUCAUCACCGUUUUAACUUGUCAUCGUUCGCUAAAUUAUCUCUUUAGGUGUUUAAGUAUACUUGUAAGCUUUUAACUGUGUGUGUUAGAUUUGAAAAAAAAAGUGAGAGAAAAAACACAGAAAAGAAAUUAAAGAUCAUCAUUGGCAUAAGAUAUUUUUUUUUCUUAAAAUAAUUGUUAGCAAAGAGUGAAAAAGAAAAGGAAAUCUAGAACCACCAUUUUCUAUUUUUUUUUUAUAAAUUGCAACAAAUUAAAAAAAAAACUAUUUAUAAAUUUAAGGAAGUAAUUAUUACAUCGACUGACUUUUUGUAUUAUAACUAAAUUUUUUUUUCUAAUUUCGUUUUCUAAUUGUAAAAGAUAAAAAAAAAAGAUAAAGUGAGAGACGAAAAAACGAGUGAAUUGAUGGAGAAUUUUUUUCUCAAAUCAAAUUUUUGGACACAUGUUCUUCUAUUUUUUAAAGGAAUUGGACGAAAUGUAUUUGGUUAUAGGGAGUGAAAAAAAAUUUUGAAAAAAUUCCAAAUUGUGAUGAAAAUUAGGUGUUUAUUUUUCAAAAAGAAAAAUGAGGGUAUUUUCGAUACGUACUUUUAGGAAAUUAUGAAAGGAAAAAAUUGUGUAAAAAAAAAAUCUCAAAAUUAAUUUAAUAAUUGGCUUGUUGAGCGCAAAAUUUACGGUGUAAGAAUUAUAUAAAAAAGGAAAGGAAGUUUUAAUGAAAGUGAAAAGAUUAUGAGAUUCACGACAAUAAUCGAUAAAAUCGGUUGAAAAUGGGAACUAUAGAAAAGCAAAACGAAGAGAAUAAGAAAAAAAACAUACACAAAAAGUCGAUAAAAUCGAUGAGUAGAAUCAGCAAAAGAAAAUUGCAGAAGGUCGGACAAAGCGAAUUAAUAAAUGUAGUAAAGAUAGUUCGUUGUAAUAAUUUCAGCCAAAAUCUUCCAAAAUCCGUAGUCUCGUCGCUUUUUUCUCUGGGGAGGUGAAUUUAAAUAAAAACCACACAAAAAAAACAAUGAAGAAUGUGGGAAAAGUCUAUGAAAAAAAUAAUAAUAUUAGAAAAGAAAAAAUAUUCUCUAAAUAGUAGGAAAAAAUGAAGAAAAAAAAAUAGUAGGAAAUAACAAAAUUUUUACACAGAUUUUUUUUAUCAAUUAAACAAAUGAUGUUAUGUUUAAUUUAAUUAUAUAUAUUUUCUCUAAAGUAAUUGAUUUUUAAAUAACUAUUUUAAUUUUAGAUGCAAAAAAAAAUCAGAAAAGGAACAUAAAAGAAAAGAGAUAUGAGAGGAUGAGAAUGCCAUAGUAAUGUUUGUAUUUUUUAAUUUCAUUAUGAUUAAUUUUGAAGUUUUUUUUUUCAUUUGACUAGUAACUUUCUUUUGUCUAUUAUAAUUUUCUUUUUGGUUGAUUUCAUUUUUUUUAUAAUGCAUCUUAUUGAAAUGUAAAAUAAAUUUUUGAUUUAAACACCAAUUUUUUCUUGAUAUUUUUUUUUUAUUUACAAUAUUGUUAUUUUCCACACAAAAUAUUUAGAUACGGAAUUUUUCAUGCAAAUUCAACAUUUAAAAAAGAAAUAGGGUCAUAGUUUUUCUGUAGAUUGAAAAAGCAAAAAAAAAAGAAAGAUUUUAUACCACAAAUGGGGAGGGGGUAAGAAAUAAAUAUUAGAAAAAAAAAGAAAAUAUGCAAUUUCUACUGAUACAGCCACAGUUCAGCGGAUGAGAAGUGAGAACAAGUUCUGAAAUACACGUCAUGUAUAUGUAUGUUAUAUAAAUUAUGUACAUAUAUGUAUGUUGUAAAUAUGGCAAAGAAAAUUUUGCAAUUAGUCCUAUUAAUUAACAAAAUGAAAGUAAACGCUAAAAAGGAGAGAAAAGGCAGAGGAAUUAUUAAAAAAAAAACUAUGCAAAUGUAAUUUGCAAGGACGAGUUGGACGAGCAAAAUCAUUUAAAUUGACACAUUUGAUUCUGCUCAUUGACUUUGCAUUUUGCGUAAUGCUCUUUGAACUUGAGAAAACAUAUUUUUAGUAUUCACUUUUGAUGUUAUAUAGAAACUAUGGGGAUUUUAAGUUUAGAACGGGCAUUGGAUCGAUUUUAUCAUGAGAAUUUUAGUUAAAUUCUGGUUUUAAAAAUUAUUUGCUUUAUAUUUGCUUUUUCAAUAAACUGAAGCCCUGCAGGCUUUUACCGAUAAACUAUUUCAACAUUUUGGCUAAAAUACUUUUUUCUACUCUUUUUUUUGCAAAUGCCCUUGGCUUGAGGCAUUCUCAAUUUGCCUGAACUUCUGGAAACUGGGUAGUUUUGGACUAUAACCCGGUAUUUAAGUAGCCAAAUUCAACAUUCAUGCCUAAAAGCAGCUGUGUAUGUCCUUUUCCAUAUUCUAGUUAACACAAAAACGGAAUAAACAGUUUGAUUAGUAAAUGAACUGUUUCUAUCGAGAAAUCUUAUUAAAAACAGGCAAUAUCGCAUAUAACAAAACGGCUGUGACAAAAUCCGAAAAAGGGCAGAAGAUUAUUCAAGCGGUAGGGGAAAGUAGUCUCCCUUCGAACGUUCAUGCCUUCGAAUAAUGUGAAUUUUCUUUUGUUUUUCCUAAGAGACUUACACAUUUCUAUUAAAUAAUUAGUUAGAUUAUCAUCAAUUAUUGAUAAUUACAAGAUAAUUAUGUGUAAGUUUCUUAGGAAAAUAAAAGAAAAUUUACAUUAUUCGAAGGCAUGAACGUUCGAAGGGAAAGUACUUUCCCCUAAUUAGAAUAGAAGAGCACUUAAUGGGUCAAGGGGUACAGUACUCUCCCUAUGAUGCAAGUAUCUCGGGUUUGAAUCUCCUUUAGGUCAUCAGGAACUUUUCUGGCGUUAAAGGUGCUCAUAUUGUAUCCAUGUGAGCUUCACUGCACUUGAUUCCACGGGGAAUGUAACUGACAACCUCAUCCCUGUACAAGAAAAAUAAUGAUGCGCGUCUAGAAAUUCCCUUGCGGGAAGGCCUAGCUCCUCUAUCGAAUGUUGUUCCGGCAUUUUAUUAUUAAUUAGAAUACAAACUAGACCGAAAAAUGGGCCUUUCCUAAUUUUUUUUUAUAGAAAUCUUUAUAAAGAAUUACUUGUAUUCUAAAGAAUUAUUUAGAUUCUUUGUAGAGAAUGAAAAUGGUAAAAUGAAAGGAGGUAGAUUUUUUGUCCACUUUUAGACAGUGUAUUCAGGCUGAAGGUAUAGCCACGUUCCAGCAGAGCCACUGAAUUAUAAGAAUCCUACUGAUUAAUUGUUCUUAUUCUGCCCUCUUAAUUUGAAAUUUUUCUGAAAAACUUGCAUAUUUAUGCUGGAGUCACGGUUCUAAAGAUCACAUUUGCAGCAGCCUUGUAGGGGAGACUAGAUGAAAUUAGCAAAUUAAUCUAUAUUUUUUGCAUUUAUCAGGGUGAUGUAUUAAGACUAAGAGUUGGCUCAAUUUUCCACAUUGGAUAAACUAAAACAUCCAACUGUCUAAUAUUACCCUUGGAUAACCUUACCUCGGUUGCCCCUAUUUAUAUUAAGUGAGAUUCUUAACAAUCUCACCUACUAUUUUGCUACAUCUUAAGUGAGAGUUGUAAGGCCCUGUCAGGCCAGACCAUUGUUUCCUACAGAGGGUACGGUUUUGUUUCCCAAAUAUUCAUGCGAAGAUAGUUACGUGAGGUUACAAAUGUUCCAAUUUCUAAGGAUUAAGAAACUUAUUAUCCGUAAAUGUCAUUUCGAUUUAUUUAUACUAUUUGAUUUUAUUUAUAUAACGUGUAAAUGGUGCACUUCAAUUUUAAAGAUAUCUUAUCCUUCGUAUCCGGAAGCUUAAUAAAAUUUGAAAAUACUUCGUAGCUGAUGCAUUUUGAACUCCAUUUGAUUCUUCAAUUUUUACAUAAUCUCUUCUUCGUUUUUGUGACACUUCUCUAACACUUUUACAGAGCCUUUGAGUUUUAAAAUAAUGUAUUCUACUUUUUUUUACUCUACUUAUUAAAUGAGAUUUUUUACGGGAAAAUAAGACUUCGAAAUACGCUACGUCCUGCCUCAAACGCUACUUCUAAUCAUAUUCUGUAAAUGGAACUGACCACCAAGAAGCAUUUUUUUCUUAAUAAAUAUAGUCUUGUAGAAUAUCCUAACUAAAACGUUAUAGAACCAAAAUUCUUACAAGCAUCUUAUAAAGCUCUUGGUUUCGGGGCUUAAUAGCUUCUACAGAAACUUCUGUAAGCCUAGAUGGGGCUCACCUAAAUAAAAAUACAACCUUACAGAGGAAAAUUGGAGAACUGAAGGUGCCACCCAUUUUUCACUUCAUGAGAGUGAACCGUCCACGGCGACUGAUGCUCACUCACAGAAGACUGAGGACGUUUACCUAACAAUAAAAGCCCCAAAGCAACCUUUCAGCACCCAUACGGGAUGGUAGGAGUGGGCGUGUCAAAGGAAUAAAGGAUUAGGAUUGGUGGGUCAUGGCCGUCGACUGGGUUGACAUGUGUCGAAUAGGCCACACGCUCUACACUUCAAAAAAAAUUCUCAUUAUAAUGCCCUAGAUACACUUACGACUUAAGACGAAAGACGGCUUAGUGGAAAAUGUUAGAAAUACGGUUUAACCAUUAUUUCGAAUAUAAUUACGUUAAGUCGUCUCUCGAUUAAUCCUCAAGCGUGUCAAAGCUCUAAGGCUUUUAAAGGUCCAUUAAAAGACUUGUAAAAGUCUUUGUUCUAUAAGACAGCUAUUUCGCUUCUUGGAUGAGAUCUUUGCUUUAGCGGAUGGUGAUAUGAUCUGUUUACUAAACAGCUUUCAACAAUUACGCUCUGGGUUCCCAUAACCUCAUUACUCCUAAGGAGCGCUUUCAGAUGACUGCCCGUAUCAAAUAGCACUGUCUGAUAACGACUGAGUGUCAGGAAUACAUUGUUUUUUUUCUGUACAAGGUUUCAGUUAUGAUUUAGGAAUUAAUUGUACCCAGAGCUUAGAGGGGGGCAUUUUCCGCAACUUUUUUUUAGAGGAGUCUCCCUAGAGUAAAAUUUGGAAAGGCAUACACUUAAGAAAAACCUUAAGUUUGUAUAUAAUUUAGUAUUGAAGCCGUUUUUCAUAGUCCAGCUUUUGAUAUGUCUAUCACUACUGUCUAUUAAUACUGUCCGCCUUUAGCAAAUCAAAGUUUACAACUUUCUACUCAAUUUUCUUGCUUUUCUCAUUUCUUUAAUCUGAAAAAGAAAUAUUCUUAGCUUUUACAUAUUCCCCUCCUUGCUUCCUAGGCAUUUCUAAAAGAGAAUGAGUUUACUAAAUUAAAAAUUAUUUUUAAUAAAUAAUUUUGUUUUUUGCACAUGAUCCGUUGUUCUUAAAAAUAGCUGCAGACCCUAAAUUGGAAAUUAAAUUUGUCAAAUGAAUAUAUGCAUUUAUUAUUUUCCGUAACGAAAGUUCCCGGAAUAAGUAUUACGGGAGCGAACUUACGGGUGUGAAGUUUCUGCAAACCUCUGAACUACUUAAGCAAAGCUUGGAAGUGCAUGGAUAGCUACAUCAGAUAUAAUUCGAAUGACUUCAAAAGCCUUGGGUUAAUAAAUUAUUUUAAUUUUAAAGUGUUCAUAUGAAUAAAACAUUUUUCAGUUUUUUUUUUGAACUGCACUUGACCAUUUGAGUAAGAGCAGGUUUGAAAACAUUUUUUUUUCUGAAACAUUUAAUAUUGCAAAAUAAGUUAACAUCAUUACGUUCUUUGAUUGGCUAAGUCUUUGUAUAUUUUGAAUAAGUUUAAGCAUCAGUCAGUCAGGGAAUGAGAUGCAACUGAAACAUUUAAUCACUGAGAAAAAAAACGGGAGUGCGAUUAACUUUUUUUGCUCAUAACUUUAACAUUUUUUAGGUGUAAAAAUAUAUCAACAUUUUUUAAUGUUAAUUUUACACUUUUUUAAGGGUAAAAUUAACAUGAAAAAGGGUAACUUUAACCCCUAAUACACUUAAAAAUCAUAAUAUUUACACCGAUUUCGGAUCAAUACUGCAGGGUAAAAUAAACAUUUCUAGAAUAUUAUUUUAACUUUUUCGGAUUUCUCUCAGUGAUGGGAUUAUUUAAAUAUUUAAUAAAAUCCCUAGUUUUCUGUAGAGCAUUAAUUUUUGCUACAAAAAUGGUUGGAUUUUUCAAGUUCAAUGGGGAAAUGAUUCUAAAUGUAAUGUUCAAUGAGUAGUGAUUAAGAGGCAAAAGAAGCAAAAUUUUAUGAGAAAAUUUAUUAAAAACAUUUAUUCAACUAUACUUUAAUGAAGCGCAAAUUCCGUAAAAAAAAUUUAGGGGUUUCCAGGUUGGAUAUGGGCACUAUGAAAAGUGAAUGGAGUGACUCCGAGUGUUUGGAGGAAAGGCUGCAAGAAUGCUUAAAAUUGAAAAUGGGGCUCAUGCAAAAGAAAAGACGCUGGAGAGGUUGAGGACAAAGAAAGAGAAUACAAGCUGCCAUGAAACAUGGUGAUUCUUAUGGGGGAGACCAUUGCGCUGCCUUAUAAAGCAAGUGGGAGAAAAGACUGAUGAUACAAAAUAACAAAAAAAAACAAGAAAAUUUUAAGAAUAAGUAAUAAAUAACCAUGAGAAUGAGCACACUUGUCAGAGAAGAUGGAAGAUUUUCUGCAGGAUGAAAACACGAUGAAAAAUAGGCAUUUCUAACAAAAACAAAAAAAAUACAAAAUAAUAUUUUGAAAACAAGAAAACAAAUAUUACAAUCUACUACAAAUACAAGUAAAAAAUUUCUUAAUACAAAAUAGAAGAAAAAGAAUUGAUUAGAAAGACGGUAGACACACAAAAGCCAGAUUUAAGCCGGAAUUGAAAGCACGAAGAAAAAUUUCUAAUUAGUUUCUUCUUAAUAAUUGUAUUCGGUGCGUGAGAACUAAAGGGUCAACGAUGAUGACGCAAGUUCAAUUUUGAUGAUUAGUGGUGGAGAAGGGAGUUUAAAUUUUUUUUCAGAGAAAAAUACAUUAAAUAAAAAAAAGAUAAUUGAAACAAAUAAAAGUGAAAUUGUCUGUGUGCUAUUUUACAACCAAGUUGCGAGGAGAAAAAAUAUUUAGCAAUAUCAAAAUAUGUAAAUGUAAUUUAUCGUUUAUAAAGUAAAUAUAGGUAAUACAUCAUAAUAGCAUUAAAAAAACAAAACAGUAACUAAAAAAAUGUGAGAAGGGCGUGAGAGAGGGAGGAGAAAAGGCAUGAAAAUUCAUGGGCUUUGUACAGAAAAAAAAGUGUAAUGUUGAGAUGAAAAGGAGUUUGAUGGUAUUUUCACUUCAAUUUGAGUGACGAUAAACAACUUAAUUAAAAAAAAAGAACACUGAAAGUACCCACGAAUUUUGAGAAAGAUUUAACAGAAAAAAUAAAAUACAAAAUCGAUCGAUCGAACCGAGCCGACGUGAAAAGUUUGAAUGCAAAAAAGCAAAUGAAAAAUUGUGUUGUACGCAAAGGAAAUUUAAAAACAAAACUUAUUUGUAUAAAAUUUAUUCGUAUAGUGUAUAUUAUAUUUUAAUUCAGUGAAGAUUUAAUCAUGAUUUUUUCCUAGUUUCCCCCUGUGAGAAUGUAAAUUUUUUUAAUUUAUUCUAAUCAAUUUUGAGGCACACACAAAUAAUAUUUGCUUCGUGGAACAUUUUUUGGAUUUACUAAGGGAAGCUAUUGAGGCUGAAUACAACUAUAGCUGUACUGCAGUAGGAUGUCUUACGAUGCUGUCCUGAAAAUGUCAAUUCAAUAUCUCAAACCCUCUUGGAGUUAAGCUCUCCAGAGAUUUUUGCAGCUUUUGCUAAAACACUGAUUUUCUGAGAUAUAAACUUUCAAUAGAAUUUAAAUGCACAUCCAGUCUAAAAAGUUUUUUAAAGACUGUUCUAGAAAUAUUCAAAAAUAAAUAAAAGCAUAUUGAGAGAAAAAUAACUAUUUGGUGAAUUUGAAAAAUGUUCCUUAAAGUUAAAAUAAAAAUUCUCAGUAAGACAAUUUUUCUUCAAACACAGAACACACACAAACACAUUUUCUUAUCAUUUAUCACAAACAUAGCAUAGUAAAAUUUUUGAAGAUUGAUUUCACACAAUUUUUUAUUUUAUAAAUUAAAAUACUUACGUUUUGUGCACUUGUAAUUGAAUAUUUAUUCCCAUGUAAAAUAUUUCAGACCCUUCGCGGUCUCUGAUUGGCUAGAUCUUAAAAGCAUUCAAAGGUCUAGCCAAUCAGACAACGCGACAGGACUGAAAUUUUCACUGGAUUAAAUAUUUUAGUACUUGUGGAUAAUGCUUUAAUUGGCAAGAUAUAUAAAAAAGGAAAAA
This is a messenger RNA of Phlebotomus papatasi, 13603 nucleotides long. RefSeq names its product heterogeneous nuclear ribonucleoprotein R (gene Syp). The record is from RefSeq and is a predicted model, not a curated record. Lineage: Eukaryota; Metazoa; Arthropoda; Insecta; Diptera; Psychodidae. Gene Ontology annotation, molecular function: mRNA binding. Bases 2334 to 4355 code for a protein of 673 amino acids. The transcript is spliced from 14 exons. Gene Ontology annotation, cellular component: ribonucleoprotein complex; nucleus.